AUGGGUCUUUGCAAAGGGAUGAGUUCUGCGACAGGGUGUAUCUGCAAGAGGAGGGAAUUUUCGAUGGGGUGGGGCUUGAUAUCAGAUGGGGUGGGGUUUGAUUUCAGAUGGGGUGUGUUGAAAGGGAAUGGGGUUUUCGGUGGGUGGUGUCUGAUAUGGAAUGAGGUUUACACAGUGAGUUAA
Messenger RNA from Prunus armeniaca (apricot), 183 nucleotides. NCBI's taxonomy places the organism in Eukaryota, Viridiplantae, Streptophyta, Magnoliopsida, Rosales, Rosaceae. The record is from the annotation of a GenBank genome assembly.